Messenger RNA from Paramisgurnus dabryanus, 1103 nucleotides. RefSeq names its product jagunal homolog 1b (gene jagn1b). Gene Ontology annotation, cellular component: endoplasmic reticulum membrane. Gene Ontology annotation, biological process: vesicle-mediated transport; granulocyte colony-stimulating factor signaling pathway; endoplasmic reticulum organization. Lineage: Eukaryota; Metazoa; Chordata; Actinopteri; Cypriniformes; Cobitidae. The record is from RefSeq and is a predicted model, not a curated record.
CGAAUAUCAAAGUCAACUCACAUGUAGAAGAAGAGCAGCUUUAGCUCACUCACUACUGUGGUCGUUAAACAAGAAGUUUCUACUGUAUAUGAGAAGUUUUAGGCUGGUUCAUGUCAAAAUAAGGUAGCGUUUUGCCAUGGCAUCACGAGCAGGACCGCGAGCAGCAGGAACAGAUGGCAGCGACUAUGAGCAUCGCGAGCGCGUGGCGCAACACUAUCAGAUGAGUGUUGCACUGAAGUCGGAGAUCAAGAAGCUGAACAUCGCUCAUGCUGCACUCUGGUUGCUUGUAGCGGCACAGGUGGUGGUCAGCCAGCUGAACUUAGUAUCGCAUAAGCUGGUGGCCACUCCGUAUCAAUGGGAAUACAUUUAUCUCUUGAGCAUCGUACCUACUGUCUUCAGCUUCAUGGCCCUUCCCAAAAACAACACCAGCUACCUCGUCAUUUCGAUGAUCAGCGCUGGGCUUCUCAGUCUUGGUCCUAUUUUUUAUGGAGGAAUGGAGAUGUUCCCUAUGGCUCAACAGCUUUAUCGCCAUGGCAAGGCUUACAGAUUCAUCUUUGGUUUCUCAGCCGUGUCUGUGAUGUACUUAGUCAUGGUUAUCGCACUUCAAGUACAUGGCUGGCAGAUCUACUAUAGCAAAAAGCUGCUGGAUGCCUGGGUCACCAACACGCAAGAAAAGAAAAAGAAAUAAGAGACUGGUGCAGAAUAAUAAUGCUUUUUUAUGUCGUCAUAUCCUCUUUUGUUAAGGGGUUCUUUCAUCAAAUGCAUUUUAAUUAUUACGUAAACAACUCAUUGGAGCCCAGUCAAGAUUUUCAGCUUUUGUCACAUUGACAUUGGGCCUUCAAUUGAUGUGCAUAUAUGCAUCAGAGCUUAGAUGUCACCCGUGGGCAUUGUAUUGUAAUCUUUUCAGUGUUUACCACAACACUUAAAGAUUUCCUGUAUUUUUGGGAUCCAGGCAUUCCUGGAAUAUGCAGUAUAUCUGCAAUGAUGAGGAACGGGAGGUAUCUUAGCCCCAGUCGCAUAAAUUUUGUCAAAUAUUGUGCUAAGAUAUUCUGCUCUUUGUCCACUUCUCUAUUAAUAAUAAAAAUCUUGACUGAACACAAAAA